AUGGCAGCCACAGCGCAGUCCGUUGAAGCUCCUGAUCGUGCUCUUCUGGAAGGUCAGGCCGAUGCUGCUUAUGGUUCCACUCCUUCACCAGCUGGAGACGCUGGUCAGGGCAGGGAAUCCCGGGAUGCACCCCGCCUUUCUCCAGAAGAGGUCCUCAAUGAGAUCAUGCGUAAUGCAGAUGAAUACAUGAAGAUCAUUCUCAACUCUUUCCUGAAGGGGUUGGCGCCCCUAUUUGCCGAAGGUCUGGGCACAUUCGCGCUGGUCUUCACAGUGGGAUGCGUUGUCACUUCUCCCACACCAUCGCCAUGGGCUGCUACUUCAAUUGCCUCGGUACUUGUGGUUAUGAUCUAUGCCACUGCUCCGAUCUCGGGUGGGCACCUCAAUCCAGCGGUGACCUUUGCCAUGGCAAUGCUGGGAAAGAAGUCCUUUGCUGGGAUGUUGGUCUACUGGCUCUUCCAGUUCAUGGGGGCAUUCAUGGCCGCAGCAGUCUACAAGAUCGUCUGUGCACCCCAUUUGGCCGUGGUGGCCCCUGUGCCGCCUUUCAGUGUUGGCUAUGCAGCUGCAGGGGAGGCACUGUUUACUGCCAUGCUUGUGUUCGUGGUGCUGAGCUGCGCCGUGGCAAAGAGGAACACACCCAACCAAUUCUAUGGUUUGGCUAUCGGCUUUGUCAUUCUUGCUGGUGGCCAUUCUAUCGGGCGCAUUUCCGGGGCUGCGCUGAAUCCGGCGGUUUCUGUGACCCUGGGCCUCGGCAGCGGCAAGGACCCGCACUGGGCUCUCGUCUGGUUUGCGGCAGAACUCGCGGGUGCUGCUGUGGCUGCUGGACUCUACCGCGCUCUGCGACCGGAGGAGUUUGACAAGGCCUCCACAGACCAGCCAGAUUUGAAGACACGAUGUUUGGCAGAAGCUUUCGGAACCUUCAUGCUGGUGGUGACCGUUGGAUUGAACAUUGUCUCGGGAUCCCAUGCCACCGCCUACUCGGCCGCUGCUGCCCUCAUGUGCAUGAUUUAUUCUCUUGGAAAUGUUUCUGGGGCGCAUCUCAACCCAGCUGUCACAGUUGCUGUGCUUGCUGGAGGUCGCGAGAAGAUCUCCCGACGUGAUGCUGGAGGCUACAUCCUUGCCCAAAUUGUUGGUGGGCUGCUCGCGGGCCUCGUCUAUGCAGCGUAUCACAUGGGCUCAGCAGUGGCAGACAAGUCGAUCAAGUUGGUUCCUGGAAGGGGCUUCGACCUCGUGCAGGCAUCGAUCGCUGAACUGGUGACGACAAUGUUCUUGGGCUACGUUGUCCUCAGCGUUGUCACUGUGAAGGAGCCAGUCGCCAAGGAUUUCUUCGGCCUUGUGAUUGCUACAACCGUCACCGGCGGCAGCUUUGCGGUAGGUUCUGUCUCUGGAGGUGAACUGAACCCGUCUGUUGUCCUGGGACUGAUGAUCGGUAACGUUGUGAAUCCUGGCAAGGGAGGCAUGGGUCCAGUAGCAAGCUGGGUGGCACUGCUAUCUUCUGAGCUUUUUGGUGGGCUGCUGGCAGCUGCCCUCUUCCGCAUGACCCACCGGCGAGAGUUUGUUGACGAGGCCAAAGAGGGAGAUGACAAGGAUGAUGGUGUGAAGGGACUAGACAAGGAGCAGGCUGCUGAUGUGGAAGCAGCGGCGUGA
Molecule: messenger RNA, 1644 nt
Organism: Symbiodinium pilosum
Lineage: Eukaryota; Dinophyceae; Suessiales; Symbiodiniaceae
Source: the annotation of a GenBank genome assembly